This is a messenger RNA of Odocoileus virginianus texanus, 6285 nucleotides long. RefSeq names its product lebercilin LCA5 (gene LCA5). Gene Ontology annotation, biological process: intraciliary transport. Lineage: Eukaryota; Metazoa; Chordata; Mammalia; Artiodactyla; Cervidae. Gene Ontology annotation, cellular component: axoneme. The record is from RefSeq and is a predicted model, not a curated record.
UGUCACUUUAAAAAAUGCUUUCAUGUAGUUAACAUGUAAUAUUUUUAGGGACUUUAUAAAGGAUACAUAGUAUAAUUUACUCUGAUUUUUUUUCUUAACUGGCCGUCAUGGAAGAGCCAGACCCUACCUUAAUGGAACUCAUAGUAUGUUUUGCUCAUCUUAAUUUCCUCAUUGGCUUUAAACGGCAUCUGUAGCCAUUAGUAAUUUUUGUUGACUGAAUUCAAUAGGUGUAUGAAUUGAAUAGUAGUUCCAUAAACUUUGGAAAAGUGAUUGCUUAUAUCAAGUUCUGUUAGAAGUUUGAGCAUUUUUAUCAGGAAUAGUUAGCCUAAAGAUAACUCAUCCUAUGGCUGAUUUAUGUUGAUGUGUGGCAGACACCAGCACAACAUUGUUAAGCAAUUAUCCUCUAAUUAAAAAUAAAUUUAAAAGAAAGAAAUAGCCAUUUACUUAAAAAAAGUUAUAUUUGCUGUUAAAGAUGUAGAUCUGACCAUAUGUAUUUGUCUUUUCUUCUAGUUGGAGACAACAUUAAAAUCCUAUUAAGGAUAAAAGAGAAUAAACCUUUAACAUUGAAAGGAUGAUAGAGUACCCUCAGUAGAUGAGAGAUUAUUAAUACAACACAUUUCUGAAACAGGAAAGGGAAAUGAUGCAUGGAACAGAUUAGAACAAAGAGAACUAUGUCACAAAAUUCUCAGGAGGGAAAGAAGUAUUCUGAUGUAUCCUGCAGAUUCUCAGAGAAUCUUAGGAUUUAAAAAGAAAGGAAAAAUUUUAAAUGGGAAGAAAGAAUAAUUGAAAAACUAUGAAUGAAAUAGUUGUGUCUCCUUUACCACCCAAGCCGGUGCACAUCAACCGUCAGUGUGAUUCUCUCUGCCCUUCACCCCUUCCUCUACUUCCCAUUAAAAAAUAGAUGUAAUUUCUUCUGGAAAUGAAAGCAAAGAUGACACUUAAAAAGUAGAGUUGUCAUGGUGGACAUUUGUGUUUGGAGAGAAUCCCUUCUCUUUGCUAACUCUCAGUGAGUCCCCCAUAUAGUGCUGAUUCUUUGCUGCUCAUCCUGCAGCAACAUGUGCUUGUCAGGAGGCCAUGCUCAUGUGCAGUUUUGUUCAUCCUUUUUCUUCUUUCCUAUGGGUGACCAAAAGCUCAAAGAAAUUAGCAGUAUUUAAAAAGCCUAGGCUAAACAAAGUGAAAAACUGUAGCUAAGUGAAACAGAUAAUUUCUGCAUCAGAAGAGAUCUUAAACAAAAUGUCUAUUUAGAGUGUUCUCAGGGGAAGAAAACGUAUUGCCUCAUUAAAGCAAGAAUAGAAUAAUUGUUUUAAAAAAAUCAGAAGAAAGAGUUCUUAGAAAAUAAGAUUUUUGCACAAAUUAAAAAAUCCUGGAUGGUUUUGAAGAUAAAGUGAGUAAAUGUCUUUGAAAAUAGAACAAAAAGACAAAGUCUGUUAUUUAACCAGUAGAAGUUUAAAAGAGUAAAGGGAGAGUCAAUUAUCAAAAAUGUAACCUAAGCACAAUAAGGAAGAGGGGAAGGAAAGGGCAACACAAUGAAAAAAAAACCUCACACCUGUGUGUUCAUUUUUGUGACAUUUCAGUAUAGCAAGAGGGAAAUUCCUAAAGGCAACUAAGGAGUUUUGUUUUUUCUUUAAAGAGUACUUAUAAAGAAUGAGAAUCAGGUGGACAAAACUAGAGUAUAAACUCCGUAAGGCAGAGAUUUUUCAUUGUUUUUUUCAUUACUGUUGCAUAAUGAGAGCACAAGAAACAUAUGUUGAAUAAAAGAAUGACUGUCACAUCUCAUAAGCAGCUCUGAGGUUUUAAAGACAGUGGAGCGGUGUCUCCAAAGUUCUGAGAAAGAAUGACUUAGCAUUUGGAACCUAUGAAGACAAUCAGGUAUGAGGCAAAAUAAAGACACUCUCAGGCAUACAAAGACUCAGAGCUUUCACUUCAGGUGACCCUUCCUGAAGAAGUUACGUGAGAAUAUGGAGCAGUGAACACAAUCAAUGAAAACUAAUAAAAAUGACAUGGACUCCUAGAAAAGAGGAAAAAAGUGUAUCUUCUGGUUGCUAUUGUGAAUUGUGGACUAAAGGUACAUAGAGAAAACGGAUUGCACAGACUUGAAUAUUAUCCCCAGGAUCUGAAGACUCAAAAUUGCUCUUCAGGCUUAUUUUGGAUUUUUCUGAGAAGACUCUGUGAAAUUAUGUGAAUAGAGACUAUUUUUCAAAGCCAUGGGGGAAAGAGAAAGAAGUCCAGUUACUGAUCGAGAAAGUAAGACAAGCAGACCCUAUUACUCUUACUGUUCAUCUGAAUUUGGAACUACUCCACAGUCUUCUGGCCGGUCGUCGCUGGUGCAUCCCUCCCCACCUGCAAGUGUUAAGGAAAAACAUCCUAAGAAACAAAUUUCAGAUAGCCAAGUGCAUCAUCACGCCCCUAGGAAACCAAGCCCUAAGGGUUCACCAAACAGAAAGAGAGUCAGAGCAGGAUUUCGCUCCCAGAGCCUCAAUAGGGAGCCCCUUCGGAAAGAUCCUGAUCUUGUUACAAAACGGGUUCUUUCUGCAAGACUGCUAAAAAUCAAUGAAUUGCAGAAUGAAGUAACUGAACUCCAGGUCAAGAUAGCCGAGCUGCUAAAAGAAAAUAAGGCUUUGAAAAGGCUUCAGUACAGGCAGGAGAAAGCCCUGAAUAAGUUUGAAGACACAGAAAAUGAAAUCUCACAACUUAUUGCUCGUCAUAACAAUGAGAUUACAGCACUCAAAGACCGCUUAAGAAAAUCUCAAGAGAAAGAACGGGCAACUGAAAAAAGGGUGAGAGAGACAGAAGGUGAACUGCUUAGGACAAAAGUUUCCUUACAGAAACUGAAAACGAUCUCUGAAGCUAAACACCUACCUGAACGAGAUGAUUUAGCAAAGAAACUCUCUUCUGCAGAGUUAAAAUUAGAUGACACUGAGAGAAGAAUUAAGGAAUUAUCAAGAAACCUUGAGCUAAGUAGUAACAGUUUCCAACGACAGUUGCUUGCUGAAAGGAAAAGGACAUGUGAGGCUCAUGAUGAAAAUAAACUUCUUCAAAAAGAACUACAAGGACUAUAUGACAAAUUAAAGGAAAAGGAGAGAGAACUGGACAUAAAAAACAUAUAUUCUAAUCGUCUGCCAAAGACUUCUCCAAAGAAAGAAAAAGAAUUUACAUCAAGAAAAAAUGCUGCAUGCCAGAGUGAUUUUACAAACCAGUGUACAAAAGGAGUACAAACCAGUGAAGACUUCAAGCUGGAGGACUAUCCUAUAACACCACAGACAGUUAUGUGUUAUGAAAACAAAAGGGAAGAACCCGAACGUCUUUCUUUGGAUCUGGAAUCUCAAAAGAGAGAUAAUCUUGGAGAAGCUGGGAUUCUAAACCCAACUGUGGAAAGAGAAGACAAAUUUGCUAAAGAUCAAGGACUCCAUGUUGUGAAACAGGAUGUUGAGAAGCUGGAUAAUGGGUGGGAAAGAGAAGAACUUGCUAAAAAGCCAAAGGAAAAGACAUCUUUGUUGGAGAGAGAAGGAAAGCCAGUGUUGGAAACUGGAAGAUAUCAAGUGGAAAUGCACCAAGUUCAGAAAAUUGAUAAACUGGAAGAAGAGGAAGAAGAAAGGCUAAAAGAAAUGCUACUUGCUAAACUGAAUGAAAUCAACAGAGAACAAGACUCUCAGAAUGUAAAAUAUCCUUCUCUGCCAUUGCUUCCUGACGUGAAGCCAAAACUGCAUUCCCCAGAGAGAAACCCCAGAACACACACGUCCUCUGGAUCCUCAGAGAGAUUAUUUAACGGGCAUUAUUUGCAAGACCUCAGUCUUUCAACAACGAAAGGAGAUGGUCAGAAUCCAGGCCAUACUCGAAGCCCAGCCUCUCCAGAUGAGCUUGUGUUUGGUAGCUAUGUGCCUUCAUUUGCAAAAACAUCAGCGAGGUCAAAUCCACUUAGCCAAAAAAGUGACCUUUUGGGUUUCUCAGGAAAUAAUACAGAGAAAUUUAGUAAAGACAGUGUAGAUUCAAUUACCAGACAAGAAAGAAAAGCCACCCUGAUGGAACAGCUGUUUGGUACCAGUGGUGGCAGCAGCCUUUCCUCUAAAAGCAGUGACCCAAAUUCUCUGGCUGUCACUAAAGAAGACUGUGACCCUCUAAAUUAUCUCCCUGGGGAUAAAAACAGCUGGGGUAGGGAACAUAGUGAUGAUGAUGACUUUUUCCUCAGCGAAGGAAGAAGUUUUAAUCCAAGUAGACACCGAUUAAGACAUGCAAACAGUAAACCAGCAGUAAAAGUAGUUGAUUCUGUAGAAGAUGAAAUUGAAGAAGUAGUGCUGAGAUGACUGACUAGAAUGUUUUUUUCCAAUUGUAAUUAUUAGGAUAUUUUAAUACAGUAUUUAUUAUGAACAUUUAGACUUUCUAAUAUUAAAAAGUCAUCAUUAACGGAUAAUUUUUAGUAUAUAAAUACAGUGAAAAGUAGCUGAUACCACUAGUAGCUACACACAUGUAGCUAGUUUGCUAAUAAGGAAGGAGGCUCUUUUGAAUGAAACCAGAAAUAGAGAUGUAUCUUACUUUCUUUGUGCAAAUAAAGAUGUAUCUCACUUCCUUUUUGCAAAUAGGUUUUACCUCUUGAAUCAACUCUAUGAGGAGUUUUACUCCAUUGGCAUACACAUUCAUUUUCUGUGUUAUCCCUAUUAUUUUUGGUCUUAUCCUCACUGAGCUAAGUACAGUUUUCCCGCUGAUGGUUGUGUGGAAAUGGAGAGAUGCUGUAGGGAGCUGGUGCUACUAGGAACCUCUCCACUGUGACUAGGAGUGAAGGGGGUCCCUUUCUUAUAUGCCAAGACUGAGCUACUCUUAAGUGGAAACAGUGACAACGUGAGAAUUUCCCAUUCUUCUGGAAGUAACCACAGUUAAAUGGUACUGAUUUCGCAGUGACAGAGUCUGAUUAUAUCACUUACCUACAGCUGUGCUAACUCAUUAGGCUGAAUUCCGAAGACGUCUUUCUGUUGGCAUGAACAGUGCCCUCCCUGUCCUGGCUUCCAGAGGUUCCAGUGCAGUGUAAUCGGUAAUUCCUCUCCUUGAACUCCUAAUGCUAUCUGUAUCUCAGUGACUGGUUGUGAGAGGUCAUACCAAAUGCACAGAAUGGAAGAAAUUUCACCCCACUAGAGCAGGAUUUUCAACUCAAUUAUGAUUCCAGAGUAACAUAACUUGGAAAUUUUAAUAUGUACUUUAAGAUUUGAACUUACUGUCAAACCAAAGAGACAAUGAUCACAUGAUACCAUUGGACUUAAGCGGACUAGUUUUAAAGCAGCCUUGGUGAAAAGUGUUUUACAGAUGGAGCUCCUCCCUUGCUGAGUAGGGUGGAAGAUGUUCUGUUGAAAAGUGUUAGUUUUUUUGCUGUUUCAUAGCUCACUUCAGCUCCAGAGAGGAGUCAGGGACCUUGGAUUAUGCUGGGCAUGAGUGGUCUCUAAGAAGCAGAAAUAUGCCAGUGGCCUAGGAGAAAACUCAGUGCAAAUGAAGAGUGGUGGGAACAGUGUAUCAGGGCAAGAAUAAGUGGUGAUUGGCACUUGUUCUGAAAUGAACUGUUGUUUUCUAGAAUUUGCUACAUAUUUGUUCAUAGUAGGAUUUCUGAUGCCAGGCAUACAUACUGAUCAGGGGAUUCGAGUUACUAUCUUGAGUUCUUAUAAAUGCUAAUUAUUGAAUAUAAUUUCAUAAUUAUCUGACAAGACUUACUGGUUAGGUCUCUAAUUACAAGAUGUACUACCUACAUCUUCUAAAUUGUGUUCCUGUUACCUACUAGGAACCGAAUCUCUCAAAAGUGCUAAACUAUAUCAAAUUUUUUUAUAAAGAGAUUUUUGGAUUGAUAUAAAUAAGCAUUUACUAUGUUGUAAGUCAUUCUAAUAUAUGUAAACCACAAUAUUUUUGUAAUGCAGUUCUUGAUAAAAUAUUAUAUAUUAAUUUUUUUCAUAGCUGCUAAUUUUUCAGCCAAAAGUAUUCUCAUUUUUAGGCUGUUUUUGUAUUAAAGGUUUUUUUCUUUCAAAAGUCCUUUAGUAAAGUUUUAAAUUCAGAUCAUUUUAAUUAGUCUCUUUUUUCUACUUGAUGUUUUCCAAUCUUUUUAAACAGAUGUAAUAACACAGAAUUGUUAAAAUUAAAUCUAAAAUUAAGUUAUAGACUUGAAGCAUUAUGGAGUUAAGCAUUAAAAUUGGAGACUAAAAUGUACAGAACAAGUUAUUCUUUAUGAACAAACCUUAAUGGAUAACUUUUUUUUCUAAAUGUCAAGUUAAAUUUAUCUGUACUCCAAACUAUUACUAAUAAAAAUUUAAAAUA